AUGCCAAAGAAGCAGGCGGAGGUCGACGAGAAUCCUUCGAAGGCCGGCCGGCAAGCAAAACGCCAGGCUGCUGAUGCUGCGGACAAUGGCGCCGGCCCUACCAGCGAGGCCCCGGCUGCCAAGCGGCCACGCGGUCGACCACGCAAGGCCGUGGCUGCAGAGCCGCUAGCGCCGAAGCCGGUUGCGACCACCAAGGAGGCUCGCAAAUCACGGAAAAAAGAAGGUGCCGCGGAGCCCGCCACCGAAAACCCGUCGACCAGCAAGGCUGCGACCAAAGCCCCGAGAACGGGCCGCAAGAAGGGCUCGAGGAGCCCCCCUCGUAGGAGCGCCAGCGAUGCGGCUAGCGAGGCUCCGAAACGCCGCAGGGCAAGCAGAAAGCCGCGAGAGCUUGGCGACGCAGUCCGCGAGAACCCACGAGAAAAAGAAGAGGCGCCGAGAGAGCCGCCGCCGCGCCCGGUCUGUCUCUUCAUCCUCGGCCACAAGCUCGAAUCGGCACGGGAAGCGUCGCCACGCUCACAGCCACGCCUCCUCGGGCCGCGGAGGAAGGCGCGCCAAGGCAAGGAGGAAGGCUUCGAGCAGCGGAUCGACAACGAGGCUGCCCGCAAGGAGGCUGAAGAGAAAGUAGGAGGGUGA
Rhipicephalus microplus (southern cattle tick) is the source of this 633-nucleotide messenger RNA. RefSeq lists its product as uncharacterized. The record is from RefSeq and is a predicted model, not a curated record. Gene Ontology annotation, biological process: regulation of DNA-templated transcription. Lineage: Eukaryota; Metazoa; Arthropoda; Arachnida; Ixodida; Ixodidae.